GCGUGUCCUCGCUAUGAGGAAGGCUGCCAUCCUGAUGCAAUCUCGACCGGCCGGCUCGCUGGAGGUUUAUUGAAUAGUCGCCGUGAAGCUGUGAAUUCAGGUGGCUUUCUAGGUUACUCUGACACCCUAGCAUCGUGCUUUUCUUCCUUAGUUCCGUGCCUGGUGCUCUCUGUCAGGACAUACAUACCUCGCUUUUCGCCUGUGGUACCGUGACCUUUGUUCGAGAAGCUUGAAGGACCGGUCGGUAGAUGGGGAUUGACUACUACGACGUAUUGGAAGUCCAAAGGUCCGCGAGUGAUGACGACUUGAAGAAAGCGUAUCGGAAGCUUGCCAUGAAAUGGCACCCUGACAAGAAUCCGGACAACAAGAAAGCAGCCGAGGCUAAGUUCAAGCAGAUAUCGGAAGCGUACGAGGUGUUAAGUGAUCCCGAGAAACGACAAAUCUACGAUCAAUAUGGCGAGGAGGGUUUGAAGGGCCAGGCUGCGCCAGGAGGCGGUUCGUAUAGCAGUCAUGGCGGUCAUUCGCAUGGCAACUUCCGUUUUAACCCACGAAGCGCUGAGGACAUAUUCGCAGAGGUCUUCGGCGGAAAUAGUCCGUUUGGAGGGGCUUACGGCCCCGGAUUUGGUGGGAUGGGUGGCAUGGGUGGGAUGCCAAGCGGUCGCUUCAGUCGCAUGGGGAGCACCAACGGUAUGGGAGGGGGGAUGCAGUUUCAGGAAAUGUUCGGAGACCCUGGCAUGUACGGUGCUCAGGCUUCGUCCGCAUCGGCUGGUCCCAGGAAAUCGCCACCUCUGGAGAACAAGCUUCCGUGUACACUAGAGGAGCUGUACUCUGGGUCUUCACGAAAGAUGAAGAUCUCACGCAACGUCAUAGAUGCAAACGGGCGACCAAAAACGGUGGAGGAGAUCUUGACGAUUGAUGUGAAGCCAGGCUGGAAGAAGGGAACAAAGGUCACUUUCGUCGAAAAGGGUAAUGAGGAGCCUGGAAUGAUCCCAGCAGACAUAGCCUUUGUGAUUGACGAGAAACCUCAUGGCAGGUUCACACGGGAUGGGAACGACCUGAUCUACACAUGCAAAGUCCCACUUGUGGACGCUCUUACUGGCUACACGGCAUCCAUCACUACCCUUGAUGGCCGAAAACUUUCUUUCCAAGUGAAUGACAUCAUCAAGCCAGGGUUUGAAAAGGUGGUGGCUGGAGAGGGGAUGCCGACUAAAGGGACAAAGGGUAACAUGAGAGUCAAGUUUGAAGUGCAGUAUCCGUCCCGGUUGACAGCAGAGCAGAAGACAGCGAUCAGACAGGCUUUCGACAAAAGCUGACCCGCACGUGCAGGUUCUCUAUGCAGACAUCCAGUUAGUGUUCUCAACGCUUGUGCAUCCCCUCUGGGAUGAUUGGAGCAGCAUUGUCAGCCAACAACCAUUGGCGCAUUGUAGCCUGUCACUAGUCUAGGUGCACUGCGGUGCCCUGUGCAUGGCAGGUCACUGUAUUUGCUGUUCCAGUCUAAUGUGCAUAGCAAUUUUUGCAGGUAUCCUGUCAUUCACAGGUAUUCCCCAGCAUACUGAAUAGCAGUGAUUGUUGCGAAACAAUCAGGGCUUUGCCCAACAGAGUUGUGGC
Closterium sp. NIES-67 is the source of this 1608-nucleotide messenger RNA. Lineage: Eukaryota; Viridiplantae; Streptophyta; Zygnematophyceae; Desmidiales; Closteriaceae. The record is from the annotation of a GenBank genome assembly.